AUGGCGCCUGUCGCCGUCACGUCGCAGGAUGCAGAGGUCCCUCCAGCGUCCAAGUUACCUGCAGUCUCUGCAGCCCCCGCAGAUGAGGAAGUCUGCAAGAGGCUCGCAUCGGCAGUGGCCCGGUUCACUGAGAGGAACCCGGUCUCCAAGAGACAGUAUGAGAUAGCCGUCAACAACCUGCCGGGAGGGAACACCCGGACGCUCCUUCACACGUCGCCGUUUCCCCUGGUCAUGAAGCGGGGCCGAGGGCCGUUUGUGUGGGAUGAGGAUGACCACAAGUACACCGAUAUGGUGGGCGAACUAACCGCCGGGAUCUACGGCCACUCUCACCCAGUGAUCCGCGAGGCCAUUGUCUCGACCUUUGACAACGUAGGGCUCAACCUAGGUUCUACCAUUGUGCAGGAGCAGAAGCACGCCGAGCUCAUGUGUUCUCGGUUCACCCUCGAGCGCGUCCGCUUCACAAACUCCGGGACCGAAGCUAAUCUCCAUGCCCUGAACGCCGCCAAGCACUUUACCGGCAAGACCAAGGUCGUCGUUUUCGAUGGCGCCUACCACGGUGCCGUUUUCUCCUUUGGUGACGGCACGGUGGCCCCCAACAACGUUGAUAAGGGCGACUGGAUCGUCGGCAAGUACAACGACGUGGACGGAGCUAGACAUACCAUCGAGAACACGCCAGACGUCGCCGCCGUCAUGGUCGAGGGUAUGCAGGGAGCGGGAGGCUGUAUCCUCGGCACGGAAGAGUUCCUCCUGCAGGUCCAAGUCUCAGCCAAAAAGGCAGGCGCCGUCUUCCUCCUGGACGAGGUCAUGACAUCCAGACUUUCUCCUGGAGGCCUCCAGAGCAUUCUGGGCCUCAAGCCUGACUUGACCUCGUUUGGGAAGUACCUUGGUGGAGGGUUUUCUUUUGGGGCUUUUGGCGGACGGGAGGACAUCAUGGCUGCGUAUGACCCACGCACACCCGGUUCCUUGUCCCACUCGGGCACUUUCAACAACAAUACCAUGACCAUGUAUGCCGGAUACGCUGGGCUGUCAAAGGUUCUCACCCCAGAGGCCAGUGCCGCCUUCAAUUCCAAGGGCGAGAAGUACCUCGCCAAGCUUCAGGGGGUCACCAAGGGCACCAAGGCGUCUUUUACGGGACGUGGAUCUGUGUGGGCAAUCCAUUUCUCCGACACAGGAAUUCAGGAUAUCAAGUCCAUUGCCGACAUCGAGGAGCGGUGGGAUCUAAAGGAUAUCUUCUGGUUUGAAAUGACCGAGCUUGGCUUUUGGAUCACACGUCGCGGGUCGAUCGCUCUCAUCCUCGGAACGCCCGACGAGGAGCUCGACCGCUUUGUAGAGUGUGUUACCAAGUUUCUAGAGAAGCACAAGGGCAUGAUGGCUGUGUAG
This is a messenger RNA of Geosmithia morbida, 1380 nucleotides long. RefSeq names its product glutamate-1-semialdehyde 2,1-aminomutase. The transcript is spliced from 2 exons. The coding region runs from base 1 to 1380 and encodes 459 amino acids. Gene Ontology annotation, molecular function: transaminase activity; pyridoxal phosphate binding. The record is from RefSeq and is a predicted model, not a curated record. NCBI's taxonomy places the organism in Eukaryota, Fungi, Ascomycota, Sordariomycetes, Hypocreales, Bionectriaceae.